ACAUGAGUUUGGUGAUUAGAAAUCUGCAGCGAGUCAUCCCCAUCAGGAGAGCGCCCCUUCGCAAGAAGGUCGAGAUCGUAAGGAGUAUUUUAGGAGUGCAGAAAUUUGACCUUGCAAUCAUCUGUGUUGACAACAAGAAUAUUCAGCACCUUAAUAGAAUCUACAGAGAGAAAAAUGUCCCAACCGAUGUGCUUUCUUUUCCAUUUCAUGAGAAUCUGACAGCAGGUGAAUUUCCACAGCCUGCUUUUCCAGAUGACUAUAAUUUGGGAGACAUUUUCCUGGGAGUGGAGUACAUCUUCCAGCAGUGCGAAGAAGGUGAAGAUUACAAUGACAUCCUGAUCGUGGCUGCCACCCACGGACUCUGUCACCUGCUGGGCUUCACACACAGCACGGAGGCAGAGUGGCAGAAGAUGCACCGGAAGGAGAAGCUGGCGUUGGACGAGCUGAACCGACGUGCGGGAACCAGGCUGCAGCCCCUGAGCAGGGCCCUUUUCUGAUGCCCGACGCUCUGGACAAGAGGACGGGCUGGGGACGGGCCCAGGCUGGGAGCUCAGCUGGCCAUCGCUGUCCUGUGGGCUGCGGAGGCAGCAGCCGGGUCGGGGCUAAACCCCUGAGUGGAGCACUGACGCACAACAAAUUCCCACUCCUUCCUCGGUGUAGGACACGAGAUGGUUUUAAAACUUGUAGAAUUGAGAGAACAUAUGAACCUCAUUCUCCUCUCUAGGCGUCUACUGAUCUGUCCUCGGAAUCCCAGGGCUCUGGUAAAGAGGCUCGUCUGGCCCACCUCUGCAGCCUGCUGGGGGGCACGGGCUGGAUCCCGCGGGAGGCGCUGCCCUGCUGGGCCCACCCCGCCCUCAGCUCUUUAACCUUGAGCCUUCUGCCUAGUGUUGAGGCCCAGGCUGCCCAGCCAGUGACCAGGCGGUCCGAAGACCAUCAACUCUUGCCACAUUUCUUCCCUCAACUAAAUAAUCAUGUUGAGAAAUAGAACCAAAGAGAAAAGCCAUG
Propithecus coquereli (Coquerel's sifaka) is the source of this 1005-nucleotide messenger RNA. RefSeq names its product ybeY metallopeptidase (putative) (gene YBEY). Gene Ontology annotation, molecular function: metalloendopeptidase activity. The record is from RefSeq and is a predicted model, not a curated record. Bases 3 to 497 code for a protein of 164 amino acids. NCBI's taxonomy places the organism in Eukaryota, Metazoa, Chordata, Mammalia, Primates, Indriidae. Gene Ontology annotation, biological process: rRNA processing. The transcript is spliced from 4 exons.